AAGUUACCCAUUCGCGAAGUAAUCAGAAUAAAGGUAAAUAUUAUGGCAACAUUCGUCUAUGGCAGAGAAGUUAAUUUGUCUAUGGUAUACCGGAAGGAUACAGUUGUAAAAGUACAUUCAUUUUCAUCUAGUUACUCAAAAUGGUUGCUGCGGCUCGAAAUGGCGAGGCACCGAGCACGUGGAUUAAACCCGUUCCAGUGUUCGUGUGGAUGGUGAAGUCAAAGCUAAGUACCUAGGCUAUUUCAUAUUUAGACCAUUUUCUAUGUGUUAGAUAUUCCCGGUUAACUUGUAGAUAUAAAAGUCCCACGUGUAAUGGUUGCGCACCCAUUGUUAGUUUGUUAGUGGAUAUAUGUGUGUACCUCUCAUCACAAGCCAUUGGGACCGAUUAUACAGCAUACGCUAUGAGACGGAUGGUACCGACAUCAUUGAUUAUACAGCAUACGCUAUGAGACGGAUGGUACCGACAUCAUUGAAUAUACAGCAUACGCUAUGAGACGGAUGGUACCGACAUCAUUGAAUAUACAGCAUACGCUAUGAGACGGAUGGUACCGACAUCCUUGAAUAUACAGCAUACGCUAUGAGAAGGACGGUACAAGCAAGGUAGACAGAGAGGGCGUUAGACUCGCUCAGUAGCGCGAGGUCAGCCGGGCAUUCUGUCACCAGCGAUGGUUCCGAGGAACCAUAGCCAGCCGAAGUAACCUUUAAAUCGGUGAAUAGAAUAUAUAUUGGAGGGUCCCAAUCGCUGGGUGGGAGAGAGAUGCACACAUUCCUAACCUAUAGAUACCAAGAUAGAGAAUUGCCCCAUGGUCUAGGUCUUAGAGAUUUCACCUACGGUGAAAUCAUAGUUUGUGUAACCCUACAGGUCACUGAGAGACGAGCUGGAACAGUCUGAACGAUGCAAGGAAUAGAAAGGACGUACGGGGGUCGACAGUGAACGACCGACCUACAAGGAAACAGAUAAAGGUGAGCGUGACUCCUAUAAUAUGUACGAAUUCGGUAACCCCUCUCACUUCUGACGAAUAGUAUGGUUCAUAUAAAGAGAAAUAAAAGGCGAAGCAGAUGAAGUAGAAGUUAGGAGGGGUUCCCGACAUGGUGGAGAAGUGCUGGGAUCUGGCUGAGAAACCAGAGUUUUCAGUGUAUGGAGUCACACUCAGCCUAAGCGAUAGUAAAGUAGUUAAUAGUAUAUCAAGUCCUUUCUACUCUUUCAUUUAGUAAGUGAAAUGAAAAUUUAAGUGUGCAGUAAUGUCGCUGUUGAGCGAUGAUUAUGAUUGUUUAUUAUAAGUACAAUUCGGUAUAAAUAUUAUAUUGGUGUUAAAAUGUAAGAACUUGACCUUCCAACUAAUAGGUGGCAGUAUAGGUCAUUCUGAGCGCCAACGAAAGUCGUGUGGGAGCAGAGCCAACUUAAAAUUCAAAAAAGGAGAAAGAAAUUAGUCCAGAUAGACCAUAGAACAAGCAAACAGGUGAUACCAACAUGACACAACACAGCACAUAGUGACAUAACAAAUUAUACAAAAUGGCGUCAAAGAGAAGUGUCUUAGUGUCUUACCUCCGGUAUACCUACUUCUUGAACAAUAAAAAUUUAAAGUACAAUUUAUGUGAAACGAAUUAUUGAAUAUAUAUAUAUAUAUCAGAUUUAUUCAAUUAAUGGAUGGAAAUAAUAAUUUUCAACAAAGUAAGUGCGUAUUUACUAGAUAAGUAACGGGGAAAGAUGAGUAAAGUGUUAAUGGCGUCUAGCUAUGUAUGUAUAAGAAGUGUUUGAGAAUAGAUCGAAGUUUAUCUAAAUUACUUGAUAUUAUAAAGUACAUAAUUACUUUUCAGUUGGAAAUCGAAUUACCCAAAGUGAUUAAUUGCAAAAGAAGUUCAAUCAUUAUCAUUUAACUUUGAUGACAGUAAGCAAGUGAAUAUUCAUUAUGGAUGAACUAUUAUUAACAAGACUGAAACUUCUCGCCACUCAAAUAGAAACUCUCUCGAAUCAAGCUCUUAGUCUCGGCUCUCUGAACAAUGACUUAAUCUACAAUGCAGAAGUAAUCAAGACUAAAUUGCAAAACCUAUCGACGAGAUUAAACGAUGAUUUAAAUAAUUACUUCAGGAUGGUAAAUGUUCCCGAAGUGGAUGAAAUUAGUGAAAUUAGUGAAAUUCAGCUCAAGGCGGAAGAAAGUUUAGCGGAACUAAUUGUAAAAUUAAAAAUAUUCCAGAAUAAAACGGAGAUUUCAUCGACAAAUAGGACAGCUGAUACUAUAACAUCAUGUCGUCUACCUAAACUGAAUCUUCCAGAAUUUGAAGGGGAUAUAUUAAGCUGGCAUCAAUUUUGGGAUCAGUUUCAGUCGAAUAUCGACAAGAGAAAUAUAACAGAAGUGGACAAAUUAUUAUAUCUUAAAUCCUCGUUGAAAGGAGAAGCAAGAAAGGCUAUCGAAGGUCUUGACACAACGAAUAAGAACUACAGCAUUGCGAUUAAAACUCUUAAAGAAAGAUAUGGAAAGGAUUCUCAUCUAGUUGAUGCUCAUUACUCGGCACUUUCGAAGGUGGCUACAACCGAUUCGACAAUAACGUCAUGUCGAGGAGCGCUCAACGAUAUAGAGAAACAUUUGAGAGUUCUUGAGUCACUAGGAGAAAACGUAAACCACAACCAUUUACGUCAUCUCAUAUUCAGUAAAUUUCCUGAAGAUCUUAUUUACGAGUUGAAAUUGAAAACCAAAGAUGAUUCCAUAAGCGAAAUACGAAAGGAAUUGGAAAAAAUAAUCACGGCUAGGGAAGAUGCUAAUAGAAUUACUAAUGGAAGCAACACUAAGGAAGUGGAAAAUUAUACAGUUGAAACUUUACAUGUAACUCAGGAAAAUCGAGGAAGAAGUCAUUACAGAAAGGAUAGGAUACCACCUAGAAGAGAAAUUAGAAAAAAUAAUUGGCAAACACCUGUUGAGAGAAUGGAACCUCGAAGAUUUCGUAAGAGACGGUUUUCACAAUGGGAAGAACGUAAAGAACGGAGGGAAGAUACAACAUCAAAGGGAAGUAAUACGACAGAGGGUGAGGUUGUCUCGAAGAGGAUGAAGGUAUCAUGCGUGUUUUGCAAAGGCGAUCACUACAACGACCUUUGUGAUAAAUAUAAAACAGCCAAGGAACGGAAGUCACGGUUAGGAGACAGAUGUUACGGUUGUCUCAUGAGAAAUCAUCGGAUCGCGCAGUGCUAUAACGAUAAAAAUUCUUGCUAUUAUUGUAAAAAACGUGGUCUACAUCACAGAGCAUUGUGUCCUCAGAAAUUUCCAUCUAAAACCGAAACUACCACUCUAACAGAGGUUGACAGAAGAUGACAUACGGUUCUUCAAACAGCAGUAGUGAUGGCACGAGGAGAUAGGAACAAAGAUAAACAGACACGAUGUCGUAUACUAUUCGAUUCAGGCUCUCAGAGAUCUUACAUUACCCAAAAAAUUGCGAAAAAAUUAAAUUUAUCAAUAGAGAAGGAUGAAAAUUUGUCUGUCUAUACUUUUGGUUCAAGAAGUCCUCGAGAAUUUAAUAGUCCAGUAGUUCAACUAGAGUUAGAGACUAAAUCUAAAAAAGGAAAAAUCAUUUAUGCAAACAUUGUGCCUAUGAUUUCUCAAAGCGUACCCUAUGCUGAAGAACUUAACAAUUGGAAACACAAGGUAGAACUUGCAGAUGACGGAUCGUUAACAGAUCAAGUUGAUAUUCUUAUUGGAAAUGAUUAUUAUUAUUCGUUUCUUCAUCCAGAGAAAAUACGAAUAAGUGAAGACUUAUACCUAGUAGAUUCUGAGUUCGGAUGGAUACUAUCAGGUCAGGGUCCACGUAGAGAUAUAGAAGAACAACACAUGUCAGUUAUCACAUAUUUUCAAACAGAGAUAGAUUUUAAAUUUAACAAACCUGACAUGCCUUUAGAUCAAGGAAGUAUAGCAUUCUUGUGGGAACUAGAGUCAAUUGGCAUAACCGAUUCACCUAAAAUUACACGAGAGGAAGAGGCUAUUCAUAAAUUCAACGAGACUACUAAAUUAAUUAACAAUAGAUAUCAUGUCAGUUGGCCGUGGAACGAAUACCCACCGUCACUAACACCUAACUAUGGAUUAGCAUAUGGUCGUUUAGUAAAUUUAGUCAAGCGGUUAGAUAAGGAAACCCUAAAGUCCUAUAAUGAUGCUAUACAGGAACAAAUAUCGAAAGGAAUAGUCGAAGAAGUAUUAGACAAGACCCGUGUAGAACAUCCAGUACAUUAUCUACCACAUCAUUGCGUUGCUCAGAAGAAUAAACCUAUUAGGAUUGUCUAUGAUGCCUCAUCGAAAAUUAAAGGCAAUAAAAGUUUGAACGAAUGUCUGUAUUGCGGUCCAUUGAUGUUAGAAGAUUUAACAUGUAUACUUAUUAGAUUUCGAAGUCAUAACAUUGCUUUAUCAGCAGAUGUCGAGAAGGCUUUCCUUCAAAUAGGAUUACAUGAAAAGGAUCGCGACGUAACGAGAUUUAUUUGGUUGAAAGAUGUCGAAAAACCACCACAUGUAGAUAACAUUAUCUGUCUA
Messenger RNA from Maniola jurtina (meadow brown), 4508 nucleotides. RefSeq lists its product as uncharacterized. The transcript has 3 exons. Bases 1911 to 3305 code for a protein of 464 amino acids. NCBI's taxonomy places the organism in Eukaryota, Metazoa, Arthropoda, Insecta, Lepidoptera, Nymphalidae. The record is from RefSeq and is a predicted model, not a curated record.